GUUUUAAAAGUUGUAAACCAUGCCAGUGGCAAGCCUUGAACUGGAUUUAUUGCGCAUCUCUGGGCAGAGAGCCUGUACAAGGUGUUUGGGAGCAUACAUAGGAAGUAAAAAAAAAAAAAAAAAAACUGGUCUCUGCCUCCAAGGAGCUAAUCUAAUGGGGAAGAUAAGCAAACAUAAACUGCCAAACUCACAAUAGAUAAAUGAUACAAAUGAGAAAAACAGAAGCAAACUACUGAAUAAUUAGAUAACAUUAAGCAGAUAUGCACUGCGAUGUCUAUAAACAGACAUCCUGCUGAUGGUAACAGGAAAUCAGGAGACCUGGGUUCUGCCAUUUUGGAGCCACGCUAUCAGUGCUGAAGUUUAUGGGCCCACCUCCUCACCCUCCCCCCCCCCAAAAGAAAAUUCACCCAAAGGUGUUGCGAGAUGGACAUGCCCAGAAGAAAUCCUGAAGGAUAGCUGGCCAAGACUGCAGUGGAUACCAAGGUUCCCAGUCCUGAAGUAUAAGGAUCGAGGCUCAUCCAUCUCAUUCCCACCAGAAAACUCCAUCAUUUUAAACUAUGUAUAUGCUUUAUACAGGACUACUGCAUCUCAGCAGGUGAUUAAGGAUUUAUCAGGUCUUCCCUAUGCUGGAUGUAUCACAAGUCAAAAAGACAGGACUUCUUCCCUAAGUGUCUGGCAAAGCAGAUAUGAGCAUCGUCAGAAGGACAUAAUUAAUCUAUAUGAAACAAGAGUCAUGAAGGGAUAUGAAGAUACAGCAAGACAAUCCGAUCGAGGGCUCGAUAUAACUUCAAGAAUGCCAACAAGAGAUCCAAGCAUUCAGAUACUACUGUUGCUGAUGGCUAAAGAAAAUGACACGUAAUUUAAGAGGCAUUUCUAUAUGAACAAGACCUUCAGGUUUCCCCAGCUGGCCAGCUUCCUUCACUCCUAACCAUUAAGACAUGGACAUUCCCGUUUGAGAGGCUUUCUAUAGAAGUAAUCAAAGUAUCCAAGGAGGAGAAAACUUUGUCUGCUAGAUUUAUAAUCCGCAAGGACAAAUAAAUAAGCAUCCUAUCCUAGUCCCUGACAGGUUAAAAUGGAUGAACAAGCCAUAAGAAAAAGGAGAUAUGAAGGAAAUGGACGAGAGGAUGAGCAAUCUUGCAAGGGUAAAGAAGUCAAAAGUACAAGUCUCCAAAAAGAGGUGGGUCUGAUUAGUGGGAUCUGUGUUAUUGUUGGCACCGUAAUUGGCUCCGGAAUCUUUAUUUCACCCAAAUCUGUGCUAAGCAACAUCGGUGCCGUGGGGCCUUGUUUGAUCAUCUGGACGGCCUGUGGGAUUCUUGCUACAUUAGGUGCACUGUGUUUUGCUGAACUUGGCACAAUGAUCACCAAAUCUGGGGGCGAGUACCCUUACUUGAUGGAGGCCUUUGGUCCCAUUCCUGCCUACCUGUUUUCCUGGACUAGUUUAAUGGUCAUAAAGCCCAGCUCCUUUGCCAUCAUUUGCCUCAGUUUCGCCGAAUAUGUCGCCGCUCCGUUUUAUCCCGGAUGCAAGCCCCCUUCCAUCGUCGUCAAGUGUCUCGCGGCGGCUGCCAUCAUAAUCAUCACGACAGUAAAUGCCCUCAGUGUCAAGUUGGGUAGCUACGUCCAGAAUUUUUUCACUGCGGCGAAACUGAUCAUUGUGGUCAUCAUUAUCAUCAGUGGCAUUGUCCUUCUGGCACAAGGGAAUACAAAAAAUUUUGAAAAUUCUUUUGAUGAAGCUAAGGUGUCACUGGGUGCUAUCAGUUUGGCAUUUUACAAUGGACUGUGGGCAUAUGAUGGAUGGAAUCAGCUAAAUUAUAUUACUGAGGAACUGAAAAACCCCUACAGAAACCUUCCCUUGUCUAUAAUUAUUGGAAUCCCCCUUGUAACAGUGUGCUAUGUGCUGAUUAAUGUUUCCUACUUCACUGUAAUGACCUCAACAGAACUCUUGCAGUCCCCAGCUGUAGCAGUGACUUUUGGCGACAGAGUUCUCUAUCCUGCUUCCUGGGUCGUUCCUUUAUUUGUGGCAUUUUCAACGAUUGGCGCUGCCAAUGGAACCUGUUUCACAACGGGCAGACUGGUUUACGUGGCAGGCCGUGAAGGCCACAUGCUAAAGAUUCUCUCUUACAUUAGUGUCAAGCGCUUAACGCCUGCACCGGCAAUCAUCUUUUAUGGCAUAAUAGGCAUUAUUUAUAUUAUUCCUGGAGAUAUUAAUACCUUAAUCAACUACUUUAGUUUUGCUGCAUGGGUCUUUUAUGGAUUGACUGUAUUUGCACUGAUUGUUAUGAGGUUCACAAGAAAAGAUCUUGAGAGGCCAAUCAAGGUGCCCAUUGUCAUUCCCAUCUUGGUGACUUUAAUCUCAAUAUACCUGGUUUUGGCUCCAAUCAUCGGUGAACCGGCAUGGGCAUACCUAUAUUGCGUCAUAUUUAUUCUGAGUGGUCUCAUAUUUUACUUCCUUUUUGUGUACUACAAGUUCAGCUGGGCUCAAAGAAUCUCAAAACCUAUCACCAUGCAUCUCCAGAUGCUCAUGGAAGUUGCUCCCCCAGAAGACGAUCCUGAAUAAUACACUGAAAUUUCUAGUGCCUCGAGUUAAGGCGUAGGAUGAAUAUAUUUUUAUAUGGAAGGCUUGUGAUAACUGUAAUUCGUUUUUUUUUCCUGAUGUGCGUAAGUUUUCCCAACAGUAAAUAUAUUCAGAUAUUUGUAAUAUCUUAAUACUUUCGGAGAACUCAAAAGUUCUCUGAGCCUGGAGCUCUAUGUGGUAGAAGCCACUGGCUGUUUGCUAUAAAACCAGCACUGUGGUGGUCGGUCAAAAUUAGUUAUGGAGCGAGAACGCUUCACUGACCUAAUUUGAGAGGUAUUAAAUAAAAUGUCACUAUUGUUGUAGUAGUUAUUUAACAAGGGGAAACUCCUCAUUUAUUUAAAAUGAUUGUCAUUAAAAGUAUGUUCUUUAAACUCCAACUUGUUUACGAUUAAACCUUUUUUAAAAUGUAA
Messenger RNA from Ornithorhynchus anatinus (platypus), 2982 nucleotides. RefSeq names its product solute carrier family 7 member 9 (gene SLC7A9). Gene Ontology annotation, cellular component: membrane. Gene Ontology annotation, molecular function: L-amino acid transmembrane transporter activity. NCBI's taxonomy places the organism in Eukaryota, Metazoa, Chordata, Mammalia, Monotremata, Ornithorhynchidae. Gene Ontology annotation, biological process: amino acid transmembrane transport. The transcript is spliced from 17 exons. Bases 1073 to 2554 code for a protein of 493 amino acids. The record is from RefSeq and is a predicted model, not a curated record.